Molecule: messenger RNA, 1902 nt
Organism: Puccinia triticina
Lineage: Eukaryota; Fungi; Basidiomycota; Pucciniomycetes; Pucciniales; Pucciniaceae
Exons: 6
Coding region: 1-1902 (633 amino acids)
Biological process (GO): macroautophagy
Cellular component (GO): fungal-type vacuole membrane
Source: RefSeq, a predicted model, not a curated record
AUGUUUUGUUCGUCCAGUCUUGUAUCCUGUUUGUAUGCCGCCUCUUUCCUCACCACCCAGCUGGCCGCCAACCCGGUCGGCUCGGCUCCCUUGAGCUUCCAAGUCGAGCCCACCAGCCAAGUCUCCUCCUUCGAGGGCUGGCCGACGGACGAGCCGUCCCAAGCUGAACAACCCGCCCCGGAGGCCCUGCUUCCUGACACUGUCUUUGCCAGCGGACCAUCCAUCCAGCCCAACGAAGUCUACGAUUCUCUCCUGCCCAUCCCCCCCUUCGUUGGCCUCUUCCAAAGCCUCCUCAACUCGCUCUCCCUCUUGAGCCCUAGUUCUGCUCGCCCUGACCAUCAUCACCACCACUUCGAAAAACCAGUCGACUGUACCAAAUACACUAUAGGCGAGGUGCUCGACUGGGUACUUCAUCACACUGACAAGCCGUCUUCCGCUCCACGUUCUCAUGGCGAUUGUGGAAAUGAUGCUGGUGCUCCUCCCCUCCACCGCCUCGCAUGGCUCGUCAAUGUGUCGAGCCCCGUUCAAGAGGCACUUAACAAUCCCGACGCGGAUUUCACCCUCUUUGCUCCUGACGAUGACGCGCUCACGCCUCCCAAGAAGCGAGACGGCUGGAUGAAAAACCCCUUCGACCAAGCCUCCCGCAACUACGAAAAUACUCAUCUCUUUUGGGAUGCCCUUGAGGCCCUCGAAUCUAUGCGCGACUGCCGACACAUGAGCUUGUGGACUGAGGGAGAAGACGAUGAGAAGGAACGAAGGAAGAAGUUCUUCCUUCAUGCCGUCGAGAUGGUCCUCAAGUACCAUGUCUCACCUGGUAGCAAGAGAAUCCACGAGAUUCUCGACAGCAGCACCCUCCCAACUGCACUCCCGAUCUUACCCAGUCCCGAUGCCACCCGCUUCCGAAUCAGAGUUGGCCCCGCCCUGCCUCACCACAGCAAGCCCGGAGAGAUCGUGCUGAAUUUUUUCACCAAAUUAGAACUGCUUAAAUACCGGCCGAUUUUGACCAAGAACGGGGUGAUCUACAUUGUCCAAAAGAUCCCACUCCUCCCCCCGCUCUCUCCGCUCUCGGAGAUGUUCCUGUUCCCGAGGCCGUUCGCGACUCUGACUACUGCGCUCCAAAAAGUCAACCUGGAUUCCAGCAUGUUGCCCCGGUGGGAGAACAAGACCGUCCCCCUUUCCGUCGGAGCGGCAACCCCUCAGUCUUUGGUUCCCAGCUCUGCCUUGGACGGUAGCAUGGAUCUCGUCGACGAGCGCGUCCAGAGCGUCGUGUCCAGCUUGACUUCGGGGCACAGCGGAAAACUGUCCAAGUCCAGCUUCACCAUCUUUGCUCCUACCAACCGCGCCUUCCGCACCCUUGGACCGGCCGCAAACGCCUUCCUGUUCUCCCCCUUCGGCCAACACAUCCUCCGCUACGUCUUGUCGUACCACAUCGUGCCCGACGUCAUUUGGAAUACCGACCAUUGCGAACGGACCAAGGCGGGUGUCCCUCCGAUGGAAUGCGACUUGGACUCCCAGACCCGUGAAUUCGACCAGUUCUCUGCUCCCAUCGGCCUCCAUCCGUUCCCUCCCCUCCCCGGGAAAGUCAACGUUACCGAGUUGCAUUUGGGCACCUUGUUGGGCUCGCGCAGGAACGAGUCUUUGCCGGUGACCCUAGUGAAAUUCAGACACCUCGGAAAGGGCCCGACCAUCCGCCGGGUGUAUAUCAAGUCUCCCCGCCGUGACGAGCUCGGCUUUGGCCCACCAGACAAACACGCCAUCCCGGUCGUCGUUGCCGACGGCGUAGCCUGGGGCGGCGCGCUCCACAUGAUCCCCAAGCUCGUCCAUCCGCCCGUUCCCGAAGGCCAUCGCAAGCGCAAGGACGUCCAACGCGCCAUUGAGCUCUCUAUCCUUUCGCCUGCCUAA